AUGCGCAGCUACAGAACGCCGCUUGGACUGGGCAACUGGAACGGCCAGCCUCCAUCCGCCCCCACCAGCUCCCUCGUCCCCAUCGUCAUCGAACAGUCCCCACGGGGUGAGCGCUCCUUUGACAUAUUCUCGCGACUGCUCAAGGAGCGCAUAAUAAUGCUCAAUGGGCCAGUGAACGACUCCAUGUCCUCGGUCGUUGUCGCACAGCUUCUGUUUCUCGAAGCCGAGGAUCCCGAAAAGCCCAUCUCCAUGUACAUAAACAGCCCCGGCGGCAGCGUCACCGCCGGGCUGGCGAUUUACGAUACAAUGCAGUAUAUCCAGUGCCCGAUUUCCACGUUGUGUACGGGCCAGGCGUGCUCGAUGGGCUCGUUGCUGUUGACUGCGGGGUCGAAGGGACAGAGAUUUUCGCUGCCGCAUUCGUCCGUCAUGGUGCACCAGCCGAGUGGUGGGGCAGAGGGCCAGGCCUCGGACAUUGCUAUUCAUGCGAGGGAGAUUCUGAAGACUAGGGAGAGGCUGAAUCGCAUUUACUCGAGGCAUACAGGCCAGGGCUUGGAUGUUAUUGAGCAUGCGAUGGAGAGGGAUAACUUUAUGACGCCUGAGGAGGCCCUGGCCUUUGGGCUUAUCGACAAGGUGCUAGAGAAGCGCGUGCCGGAGAGUACCCCCGACGCCCCUCCGUCCCCUCCUUCUGCUGCACCGCCGAAGCAGUGA
Molecule: messenger RNA, 708 nt
Organism: Kickxella alabastrina
Lineage: Eukaryota; Fungi; Kickxellomycota; Kickxellomycetes; Kickxellales; Kickxellaceae
Product: protease subunit of ATP-dependent Clp protease
Exons: 1
Coding region: 1-708 (235 amino acids)
Biological process (GO): protein quality control for misfolded or incompletely synthesized proteins
Cellular component (GO): endopeptidase Clp complex
Molecular function (GO): ATP-dependent peptidase activity; serine-type endopeptidase activity; ATPase binding
Source: RefSeq, a predicted model, not a curated record